AUGGCCUCUCGAGCGAGCCUGCUGCUGCUCCUCCUCUCCGCCUCCUCUGCCGCCACCCUCGGCGUCGCGUCGGGCGGCGUCGCUCGCGACGCGCUCUUCACGGAGCUCGACCGGCUCCCAGUCUUUGUGCUCGCCAACGCCGGCCGACAGCCGCUGCAGUACACGCGAGACGGGGUCGACCUCGCCCUCUUCUACGAGGACCCACGCGACGCCGAGGCUGCGCUGGUUGAGGCAGUCGACUCGUACCCCACGCUCGGCCUCCGGCUGCAGCCGACAGGGCUCGGAGGCGCACUCCGCCUCGCCCUCGACGGCGGACGCGCGGUGCUCGUGCCGGGCGGGGCCAACCUCGCUGCGGCCAAGGCGCUGCCUCCGAUCCUCGCUAGCGGCGCAGAGGCUUGGGGCGCGGUGGGCACGCUGCCGCUCUUCGGGUGCCGCGCGCUGCGGAAGCCGCUCGACGACGAGCCGGGGGCGCUGGACGCGCGGGAGGCACUCGCCGCCGCCGCAGGGACGGACGACCCCGCUUCGCGCGGGCUCCUGCUGGAAGCUUGCGCGCUUAGCAGCCUCGCUGAGCAGCUGGUCGCAGGACGAGUUGACGGCCCUUUCCUGUUCGUGCCGUCGCGCCGCGCCGCUCGGUUCUGCGCCGAGCUGCAAAGCGGCGGCUCCACCGCCGCUGUGCCGCCGACAGGAAGUCUCGUGGCGGAGGGCGCUCGCCCGUGAACAGGGGCUCUGACCGUCCGCAAUUUCUGGUGAUAGGGAGCAGAGCUGGGGGCGCCGCGCGCCGUUCGCUCACGUCCUUGUACGGCAGCGGCGGUGGAGGCGCUGGGCUCUUUCCGAGCUAGCCUCACCAGGCCGCACCGCGCCGCAGAUUCCUCUCUCGCCGUCUGGGCCACACAAUCCAGCCACCUACACUCACCGAUGGGGUUGGUACAAGAGUUGCCGUUUCGCCCUUCUCGCGUAAUUUUUGGGGUCAGAAACAGAAUUUUGGUAUAGACCGUA
Molecule: messenger RNA, 996 nt
Organism: Emiliania huxleyi CCMP1516
Lineage: Eukaryota; Haptophyta; Isochrysidales; Noelaerhabdaceae
Exons: 3
Source: RefSeq, a predicted model, not a curated record